AUGGAGAGAGAAGAGAGGGAGACCCUGGCCAAUGAGUUGGAGGAGAUGAGUGGUAGAGCCAGCAUGACCUUGGACCCAGACACCACCAACCCCUUCCUCAUCCUGGCUGAUGACCAGAGAAGCGUGGGACGGGGGGAUGAGUGGACCUCACUGCCCAACAACCCUGAGCGGUUCGACACGGAGCCGUGCGUGCUGGGCAGCCAGGGCUUUGCUGCGGGGAGGCACUGCUGGGAGGUGGAGGUGGCUAAUGGGGGGGACUGGUGGGCUAUGGGGGUGGCCCAGGAGUCUGUCAGGAGGAAAGGUGUCCUCAGUUUUACCCCCCAGGAGGGGAUCUGGGCCAUGGGGCAGUGGUUUGGGCAAUACUAUGCUUUCACUGACCCUGACUGGACGCCCCUGCACCUUCCCUGCCUCCCCAGAGCCAUCCAGGUCUGCCUGGACUUUACAGAGAGGCAGGUGGCAUUUGCUGAUGCUCAAAACAAAGCCCCGAUCUUUGCUUUCUGCCUGGCUUCGUGUCCCAGGGAGAGGCUACGCCCAUGGCUCUGGGUGGGGAUGGACUCAUGGCUCAAGCUGUGCCCCUGA
Molecule: messenger RNA, 579 nt
Organism: Antrostomus carolinensis (chuck-will's-widow)
Lineage: Eukaryota; Metazoa; Chordata; Aves; Caprimulgiformes; Caprimulgidae
Product: thaicobrin
Exons: 2
Coding region: 1-579 (192 amino acids)
Molecular function (GO): protein binding
Source: RefSeq, a predicted model, not a curated record